AUGUAUUCAAGACGAAACGAAAACCCGACGACAAAAUUAUUGUUAGUGGCAGUGUUUUUGUGUGUUUGUGUAGUGCAAUCGAAAAUAUGCCCCACGCUGGACAUUCGCAACGACAUCGUCCAACUCAACAAACUGAAGAACUGCACGGCAGUGACUGGAAAUCUUAGUAUUGUGCUCUUGGAGAAAGUUAAAAGCCCCGCUGAGUACGAAAAGUACGUUUUUCCCGAUCUCACGGAGAUCACCGGGUACCUGGUGCUCUACAAAGUGUUUCAUCUGCUUUCGGUUGGGACCAUCAUGCCCAAUUUGAGGGUCAUUCGAGGAGUGGAUCUUAUUUCGUACUAUUCCCUUGCCCUACAUGAGAUGCCACAUUUAACACAGGACAACUUUUUCGUCAUAACAACCAAUUCCAAUUUAAUCCAAUAA
This is a messenger RNA of Brassicogethes aeneus, 423 nucleotides long. NCBI's taxonomy places the organism in Eukaryota, Metazoa, Arthropoda, Insecta, Coleoptera, Nitidulidae. The record is from the annotation of a GenBank genome assembly.